GGUGGAGAUAGAUAAAGAUGUGAAAGAUUGGGGAAUUGAAGGUGACAGGGAAUUGGCACAGAAGAGGAGUUGAGGCCAGCAUGGAUCAGCCGUGAUCAUAUUGAAUGGUGGGACAGGCUUGAGGGGUUGUCUUCUAUUGUCUUGUGUUUUCAUGUUGGUGCUGCCCAUUGCCUGGCACUAAGGUGGUACAAAUGUUCCUUGCCACUUCUCUGCCAGGGCCUGAAUGUUGCAUGUGGGAGCUGUAAAUGGAAUCCAACCCAAUCAUCAUUGACAUCCCCACUCCUAACUGCGUGAUGGAAGGAAGGUCACUCGUGGAGCAGCAGCAGAUGGUUAGGCUCACAACCCUGUCCUGAGGAACUCCUGCGAUCAUGUCCGGGGUUGGGUUGAGUGACCUCCAUCAUCUUUACUGCGAAGUACGACUCAACCACGAGGGGACGAUCCCUUGAUUUCCAGAUCAGUAAAUCUGGUCAAAUUACAACAGUAACUCAUCAUUGAAGCCCAAAUUCUUUCUCAAUGGCAAAAUAUCCACGCCUUUCCUCAAAUACUGUCAUUGGAAAUCUCUGUGAGAUUCGACUAAUUUCUAAAAUGGGGCAAUUGAUGAAGAUGUUUUGUUCCAUCGCUGUUUUCCUGCUGAACAUUAAGUUAGCUGAUGUGUUAUUUCCUGUUUCCUCCCACCCGCGGGGUUGUGAGUGCACAGUUUAAGAGGCUGGGCGUUACUCAGCUCCCUGUCACUGCCUCCCAAGGUCCAGGGUGUUGGUUCCACACACUGAAUUCCCACAGCGAGCUUUGUGUAGAGACUUGGACAUGGCACGGUGGGGAGUGUUCUCUCUGAUUGUCCUCGCCCAGGUUGUUCUGGUGCUGCCACAGGCUCCUUUAAGUGUGAAAGACAUGACCUACGAUGACUGCCGGGUCUGGGGUAUUUUCCACAUCAGCCGGAACAACGGCUACAAUCUGACCCUGUCGCAAGCAUACGACGCCUGUAGUCUCUUUGAUGCGGAGCUGGCGACAGAGGCACAGAUGAAGCGCGCACACAAGGAAGGAUUUGAAAAGUGCAGGUACGGUUGGGUGAAAGACGGUUUUGUUGUCAUUCCGAGAAUCACUCCAAAGCAUUUGUGCGGACAGAACAAAACAGGAGUGGUGGUCUGGAAAGAAAGCACGAACUUGGAGUAUGAUGCCUUUUGCUUCCUUCAGAAUGAUUCCCAGAAGAGGAAUGCCUGCGAGCCAUUAAUUUGGCCCACGACCUCCAUGACAGAAAUUACGUCCACGGACCUGGGUCCCACAAGCCCGAGUAUCAUCCCUGCAUUCAGCUCUGAGGUCUCAUCAAAGCCGAGCUCAAAAACAACAGCUCGGGAAGCAAGGUUCUUUUCACCCACCUUAAUCGAGACGGAUGUCUCCUCAUCACAGCCAACACAGGUUUACGACAAACCUGAGACAGAGAGGGCCAAAACAAAGUUCGGCAAAUGGAUCCUCUACUGGGUGCUGGGACUGGUGCUCCUCGUUGUGUUCGUGGUCUUUGUGAUUACUUUGAUUAUCCUUCUCAGAAGACGCAAGAGCUAUUCAUACUCAGCCACCGUGCAGCCGAAAGAAACUGAAAUGUGGAACCACAGUCUGAUGGCGAACAACUCCUAGUGAGGUGCACAGAGCAGGAACCAAGGCCGGGAUCACAACUUCACCUCAGGCACAGAGUCUUUGACAAGUUAAUACCAGCACAGAGCAAAAUGUGGGCUUAGAGUUGGUGAGCAUGGUUAUAUCUGGAACUGCUCUGUUUCGAGCACAGAGAAGCAGGCCAUUCUAUCCAUCUGCUCUGUCCUAUUCUCGUCCUAUCCUUCAUCAUCAGCAUGCCCUCCUCUCAGAUCACUUGAAUGUUGUGAAUUGUCUAAUUGUGAAUUGUCAGCACACAGUAUCAGACGUGCUUGUUACCUGAAAGGCCCCGUUAAACUGUCCGUUAACACACAACAAGUGUAAGCUUCAUGGCUUUGGCAGAAGAGGAAGGAGUCAGUGUAUAAGGUCGCGUCAUUGAUUAAUCGAUUGAAAGAUACAGCUCGGAAACUAGCCCUUAAGGCCCACCCAGUCCACCCCGACCAUCGAUCGCCCGUUCAUUCCACACAGAUAGCGUCCGAGGCCAGGAUCGAACCUGGGUCUCUGGCGCGAUAAGACAACAGCUCCACCAGCUUCUCCAUUGUGCCCCUGUAAUUGCAUGAACUGUUCUGCACAAGAUGCUGCUGAGACUGGGCCACCUCCCUGAGCUCUCCUCUCUGCAUUCUGCUAGAGGUAGUGAGUGUGGGGA
Molecule: messenger RNA, 2287 nt
Organism: Leucoraja erinaceus (little skate)
Lineage: Eukaryota; Metazoa; Chordata; Chondrichthyes; Rajiformes; Rajidae
Gene: lyve1a
Product: lymphatic vessel endothelial hyaluronic receptor 1a
Exons: 6
Biological process (GO): cell adhesion
Cellular component (GO): plasma membrane
Molecular function (GO): transmembrane signaling receptor activity; hyaluronic acid binding
Source: RefSeq, a predicted model, not a curated record